Acipenser ruthenus (sterlet) is the source of this 2839-nucleotide messenger RNA. RefSeq names its product gap junction beta-4 protein. Gene Ontology annotation, biological process: cell communication. NCBI's taxonomy places the organism in Eukaryota, Metazoa, Chordata, Actinopteri, Acipenseriformes, Acipenseridae. The coding region runs from base 162 to 944 and encodes 260 amino acids. The record is from RefSeq and is a predicted model, not a curated record. Gene Ontology annotation, cellular component: connexin complex. The transcript is spliced from 2 exons.
ACGCCUCUUCUGUGUCCGCAGAAGAAAGCGAACUGUCGAGCUUCCACGAUGGAGUCACGGCGCUGCUCUGUAUUGCCGCAUCGAAUUUAGUCUGUUCGCUUUGGGUUUGUGCGUUCCGAGAGUUUGAGCGACUUCAUAAUUCACACGAAAAGGACGUCAGAAUGAACUGGGCGUUCCUCCAGGGCUUGUUGAGCGGGGUCAACCAGUACUCCACGGCAUUCGGCCGCGUCUGGCUCUCCAUCGUCUUCCUCUUCCGGGUCAUGGUGUACGUGGUGGCGGCCGAGCGGGUCUGGGGAGAUGACCAGAAGGACUUCCAGUGCAACACGGCCCAGCCCGGCUGCCACAACGUCUGCUACGACCACUUCUUCCCCGUCUCCCACAUCCGCCUGUGGGCCCUGCAGCUCAUCUUCGUCACCUGCCCCUCACUGCUCGUGGUCAUGCACGUGGCCUAUAGGGAGGAGCGCGAGCGCAGGCACCGCGAGCGCAAUGGGGAGGACUGCGGCCGCCUGUACAAGGACACGGGCAAGAAGAGGGGUGGCCUCUGGUGGACCUAUGUCUUAACCUUGGUCUUCAAGGCCGGGGUGGACGCAACCUUCCUCUACGUCCUCUACUACAUUUACGAGGCUUACGACUUCCCGCGCCUCAUCAAGUGCAGCCAGAAGCCCUGCCCCAACGUGGUGGACUGCUUCAUAUCUAGGCCCACGGAGAAGAAGAUCUUCACCAUCUUCAUGGUGGUCACGUCCAUUCUCUGCAUCUUCCUAAACCUCUGCGAGCUCAUCUACCUCCUGGGCAAGCGCUGUCGGGAGUGCGUGGUCUCCAACAACCCCCGGCGUCAGCUGUUCAUGGCCUCCACCAUGAUCAACAACAAGGAGAGCAACAGCAUAAUGGAAAACUCUCUGAAGGUGCCGCCCUAUGCCCCUCCCAGCAUUAAGGUUUCCAAGUAGUUGCAGCGUUGCUGCUCAGCAUUAAGAAAAAGAAAUACAAGAAGCUGUUCAUGCCACUCAGGUACUAUACUAGGGAGGAAGUGGACUGCAGGGCUCCAGGAAGCUGCACUUGACCCAUCGUUGUGGAUUGCUCUUCCUGACCAGGUUGUUUCAUGCAAGGCAAUGGUUGUGGGUCAGUGCUAAAGCCGUACAUAAAAAGAAUGGUUCUUAACAACGAUUUUUUUGGUCACCAUUAAACCAUUGCAAAGCACACACGCUUGAGCAGUUACUUAACAAAUCUGAAAGCUGGGGCAAAAGCUGCACACCAUGGGAGAAAAUAACACCAAUUGAGCAUCCAUCUGUCUUAGGGUUAAACGUAUAAGGAUGUCAAGUAGACUAACGUGUCAACUAGGCCUUAAUCUGUGCACUGUUGUUGGCUAAGGCUGUCCACUCAUACCCACUGGCCUGAAGUAAGAGUUUGCCUUCAGGCCCCAGCAGUCCUAUGAGCUGCAUGGAAGAUGUGACGGCUUCAGUGGCCAUUCAGUAGGUCAUCUGCAGCCUAACCAGUAACCAUGAGGCUCGUUAUCAGCACUUUUCCUAUGGUGCACCACUUUUCCCCCCAGCUCUUUACAUAAAGUCAGAUUUAUUUUUUAGAUAAGGCUUCUGAAGGAGCCGAUCAUUUCCUGACCCUUUGAACCAUUUCCAGGACACAUCACCACGAUACCCCUUGCACAUGGGUAUAGCAGUGCAGGAACAGUCUCAGUAAGUUCAUUGGUAUCGUAAUGAUGAGGCUAAUUCCUUAGUCUUUUUGAAGAGCCUUCUAAUCAAAAGGCAAUGCCAUUUUAUAGCCUUGCUGAUAAUCAUGCACGUCACACAGCCUUUGUUCAAUGGAAAUUAAUCUGUGGUUAGCCGGUGUGAAUGUAAACAAGCCUUUUUGGUAGAAUAUCUCACAUGCACUUAUACAUGUUGUUUACAGUCUGCUUUUUUUCCAUGGUUGAACAUUUCUUUCUUCUAUAUAGCAGUAGCUAUUUUUUCAAGGGUAUUUUUGCCUCUUUAUUUGAUACCAACUUUUUUUUUUCAAGAAGAGUUUUAGUAUCAAGCAGAUUACAGAACUGAGGAAUUCCAACCCUUCAUGUAAAUGCCACUGCCACCAACGUUAGAUUAUCAAACGGUAUUAUCUUUUUUUAUUUUUUUAUUGUUAGAACAUUUUAUGUUCCAAUCUAAGUUUCUUGUAUGCUCUCCAGUUCUGCCUUUACAAAAUUAACCAAUUCAGUACCAAACACAUUGUUCUUUGAAAAAACAAUCAGAACACAAGCUGUACUUAUCAUUUUAAAUCAAUAUUUCUUCACAAAUUUAAAUCCCUUGUUUUGGCUACAAACUGCUGCGUCCUAUUUUGAGGACAGUCAAAUUAGACGUGCCCCUAAUCAGAGCAGUGAAAUUACACGCCGGCUGUGAAGCAGAGUAAGUUAACAUAACAGUAUAGUUAGGAGAAGUAGCUGCCAGGUUACAAUUACAAAGUAGCCUGUCCUCAAAUGAGGACAAUGGCACUUAAUGGGUGAACCAUAAAUGGAGCAAUACCUUGAAAAGGACACAACUGUUACUGUACGAAGUCUGUAUUACAGUGAAAAUGAUUGUAUCAAUUCAGUGCAGGGCACAGAGAGUGCAGACUAUAAACCCCAUAGUUACAGCAGUACCAUUACAGGUGCUUUGUUCAUUCAUUUCGUCUGAAUGCUUUGUUACACUAUAUUGGGCUGUUUCAUCUGUUUACAUACAUUGCUUUAUAUGUGUUUACAAUGUAUACAUGGAAUAGUGAGUUUCUAUACUGCCAUUUGUGUCUGUUCUAAACCUUUUGUCAAUCAGUACUGUUAUAUAUUUUUUAUAUUUCUAUGAAUAAACAUAUGACAUGUUUAAUUUCA